AAAUUUCUCACCCUUCACUUAAUAUUUUAAGUGCCAUCUUCUAUCUUGUCUUUAUAAUUCUCUAGAUUUAAGAGCAAAGGGAGGGGUUUUACUAGAGCAUUGCACAUACAUACUGAUUCUAGAUGAGUUCUAAAAAGAUUACAUGGAAGUCUUUUGUGUUGAUCUUAAGUUGUUACAAGACUCAAUGUUCCUUGGAGGAAUCAGAAAAAGAGGUUUUGAAACAUGGUUCCUUCCAAAGGUUAUGUCUCUCGGAUAUAAGCAUUCCUAGCUCCCCUCAGGCAAUUGAAGAUCUUUCUAUUUCCCUGGUUGGUCCAAAGCUUUACACAUUCACACUAGAUGAGCUGAGGGAAGCAACACAUAAUUUCUCAUGGAGUAAUCUUCUUGGUGAAGGAGGGUUUGGACCUGUGUACAAGGGUUUUGUUGAUGACACACUUAGACCUGGUUUGAAGGCUCAGUCUAUAGCUGUGAAACGACUUGACUUGGAUGGCUUGCAAGGUCACAGGGAGUGGCUGGCGGAAAUUAUAUUUCUUGGACAGCUGAGGCAUCCACAUCUUGUAAAGUUAAUUGGGUACUGUUGUGAGGAGGAACACAGGCUUUUGGUGUAUGAAUACAUGGCAAGAGGCAGCUUGGAGAAUCAACUAUUCAGAAGAUACUCUGCGGCCUUACCAUGGUCAACCAGGAUGAAGAUAGCAUUGGGUGCAGCUAAGGGUUUGGCCUUCCUUCACGAAACAGAUAAACCUGUAAUAUACAGGGAUUUCAAGACUUCAAAUAUCUUACUAGAUUCGGAUUACACUGCUAAAUUAUCAGACCUAGGGCUUGCUAAGGAUGGUCCUGAAGGGGAAGAAACACAUGUAACAACAACAUGCAUAAUGGGAACCCGAGGCUAUGCUGCUCCUGAGUACAUCAUGUCUGGUCACCUUUCCACCAAGAGUGAUGUAUAUAGCUAUGGAGUGGUUUUGUUGGAAUUGCUAACGGGAAGAAGGGUAGUGGACAAGACCCGACCCAAUCGAGAGCGAAGCCUGGUCGAAUGGGCAAGGCCUCUUUUGAGAGAUCAAAGAAAGCUGCUCCAUAUAAUAGACCCAAGAUUGGAAGGGCAGUUUCCUAUGAAAGGAGCUUUAAAAGUUGCUGCAUUGACCUAUAAAUGCUUGAGCCACCACCCCAAUCCAAGGCCCAAUAUGAGUGAUGUGGUAAAGAUAUUAGAGUCACCUCAGGAUUUUGAAGAUGUCAUCAUAGGACCGUUUGUGUAUGUGGCGGUAAGUGAAAGUAGCCAAUGAGAUACCCUCAAAGGGCAUUAAAGAGUCCUUUGUCUAUGGUAUCAGCAGCGUAGAUAAAACAUAGCAGAUAGCAUAAGAAGAAGAAAAAUGAAAAUUAUGUGUUUGCCAUUUUAGUUUGUAAGGGAUUGUCUACAAAGAAGCUAAAUGUAAGUAAUUAACUAGUUGCGUCUGAUUUUGGUCUGGAAUAGAGAGUUGUAGUAUAGCAAGUGAAUGGUGUUUGAGGUGAAACAUGAACUACACAAGUUAUCUGAAAUAGAGAUCCCUCUGUCAAGUAAGCAAUAACGGAGGCAUCAAGAUUUUUUUUGUUACA
Cajanus cajan (pigeon pea) is the source of this 1584-nucleotide messenger RNA. RefSeq names its product EPD1-interacting receptor-like cytoplasmic serine/threonine-protein kinase 5A. Gene Ontology annotation, biological process: protein phosphorylation. Gene Ontology annotation, molecular function: protein kinase activity; ATP binding. Lineage: Eukaryota; Viridiplantae; Streptophyta; Magnoliopsida; Fabales; Fabaceae. The record is from RefSeq and is a predicted model, not a curated record.